AGACCUAGGGGCCGGCCUCGCAAAGAUGGCGCUUCCCCUUUCCAGAGAGCCAGAAAGAAGCCUCGGAGUAGAGGAAAAACUGCAGUGGAGGAUGAAGACAGCAUGGAUGGGUUGGAGGCAGCAGAAACAGAAAACACUGUGGAAACAGAAGUCAAAGAACAAUCUGCAGAGGAGGAUGCCCAAACUGAAGUGGACAGCAACAAGCAGCUAACACCAAUUCUUCAGCGCUCAGUAUCUGAGGAGUCUGCAAGCUCCACUGCCUCUGUUGGUGUUGAAGCCAAAACCAGCGAACAACUCUGCGCCUUUUGUUACUGUGGUGAACGAAGCUCAUUAGGACAAGGAGAAUUAAAACAAUUCAGUCCAACGCUAGCGUUUAUCAUCCCCUGGAAGAACCAGCCUUUAAGUAAGAGUGAAACCAACGACAGCAACGAUGGAGCUUAUGAGAGAACUCCAAGGCAAAACUCAGUGCCACGCAAACAAAGGGGACAGAAGAAAGAGAGACCUCAACAGAGUAUAGCAUCAUGUACAAGUGUAAGCACUCAAACUGCUUCUGAUGAUCAGGUUGUCAAAUUCUGGGAUGAACUCAGUUUAGUUGGCUUACCAGAUGACAUUGAUGUCCAAGCCUUAUUUGAGCCAACAGGUCACUGCUGGGCUCAUCACCGCUGUGCAGAGUGGUCAUUGGGAGUAUGCCAGACUGAAGAGCAGCUAUCGGUGAACGUGGACAAAGCUGUUGUCUCAGGGAGCACAGAACGAUGUGCAUAUUGUAAGCACCUUGGAGCCACUAUCAAAUGCUGUGAAGAGAAAUGUACCCAGAUGUACCAUUACCCCUGUGCUGCUGGAGCAGGCACCUUUCAGGAUUUCAGUAACUUCUCCCUCCUUUGUCCAGACCAUAUUGACCAGGCUCCUGAAAGAUCAAAGGAAGAAGCAAAUUGUGCAGUGUGUGACAGCCCUGGAGACCUCUUAGAUCAACUUUUUUGUACUACCUGUGGGCAGCAUUACCAUGGGAUGUGCCUGGAUAUACAAGUUACACCUUUAAAACGAGCAGGUUGGCAGUGUCCUGACUGCAAAGUGUGCCAGAACUGCAAGCAUUCUGGGGAAGACAACAAGAUGCUGGUGUGUGAUACAUGUGACAAAGGGUACCAUACUUUUUGUCUGCAACCAGUUAUGGACGCUGUACCAACAAAUGGCUGGAAAUGCAAAAACUGCAGAGUGUGUGCUGAGUGUGGCACACGAACCAGUUGUCAGUGGCACCACAACUGUCUAGUGUGUGAUAGUUGUUACCAACAGCAAGACAACCUACCUUGUCCUUUUUGUGAAAAAUCAUGCCACCCAGACUUGCAGAAAGACUUGUUGCACUGUCAUAUGUGCAAAAGGUGGAUUCAUAUAGAAUGUGACAAACCUCCAGGUAAUGAAUUGGAUUCUCAGUUAAAAGAUUACAUCUGUACUCUUUGUAAACAACUAGAAGGAGAAGUGGAUCAGACACAGCCAUGUGAUCUAAUGCAGACUUCUGGACUGAUUCCUGAAUCCUGCAGUGUGACAGCUUGUACAAAUGAAAUGGAAAUUGGAGGUGAUGCAGAAGAAGUGGCAUUUCAGGAAAAAAGAGUUACUGACGAUGGUCCUGGUCAAGAAUCAACAGUUGGAUGUGUCACAGAUGUUACAGACAUAUCACAGGAUGAAAAGACUGUUGAACUGGAAGCAGGAGUUUCUAAUCAACUUGGUACAGCUAAAAUGGAAACAUCUCCUAAAAGGACACCAGCAUCUGAUGACAGUCAAACUAAGCACAUGAUGGAAGUGACAGAAAGAAUUCAAGCUGUAACGCAGCCGGAGUCAGACAAACAAGCAGAAGAGCAACAACUGUCACAAGAUGCUGAGGUAUCAAAAGUAUCCACAGAGGAAACUCAGCCUCCCCUUUCAGCACCUGAUGCCACAACUACACCACCAGAAACUUUAGGGUCUGUGAAUAAAGAGGAGACUUCUUUUAAGAUAGAAGAACAAUUGGAGACAGUAAGAGUGCAAGAAGACAUAGAAAAGAAAGAAACCCAUGAAAGCUCUGAAACACCAACUUUUCUGUUGAAAGUGGAAACCACUCCUGCAAAUGAAAGUUGUGCAAACAACAGUUCACUAUUAGGAGACAAACCUAUAAAGUCACCGACUGAGACAUAUUCUUCAUUUUCAUCAUCAGUUGACAUAAACAAGAGAAGUGUGUGUUCCUCACCAGUAGUUUCAUUAGAUUUGCAUUCUGCACAUGAUAUGCUGCACAGUCAGACUCCACCACAGAGUUCCUCUGCCGGAAAUGUUCUCCCAGCAACUUAUAUAUCUGUCACUCCAAAAAUCGGCAUGGGAAAGCCAGCUAUCACCAAACGAAAGUUUUCUCCUGGGAGACCAAGAUCAAGACAGGGGGCUUGGAGUACCAAUAAUACAGUGAGCCCACCUUCCUGGUCCCCAGAUAUUUCAGAAGGUCGGGACAUUUUUAAAUCCAGACAGCUUCCUGGCAGUGCCAUUUGGAGCAUCAAAGUGGGCCGUGGAUCAGGAUUCCCAGGGAAGCGGAGACCACGUGGUGCGGGUCUUUCAGGAAGAGGUGGCAGAGGUAGAUCAAAACUGAAGAAUGGGAUUGGGGCUGUUGUCACUCCAGGGGUCACAACCAUGGAUGUUUCAUCUAACAAAGACGAGGAAGACAACUCGAUGCAUAAUACAGUUGUACUAUUUUCUAGCAGUGACAAGUUCACUUUACAUCAGGAUAUGUGUGUAGUUUGUGGGAGUUUUGGCCAGGGUGCAGAGGGCAGGUUGCUUGCAUGCUCUCAGUGUGGUCAGUGUUACCAUCCCUACUGUGUCAGUAUUAAGAUUACUAAGGUGGUGCUCAGUAAAGGCUGGAGGUGCCUGGAGUGCACAGUGUGUGAAGCCUGCGGGAAAGCUACAGAUCCAGGAAGACUGCUUCUCUGUGAUGACUGUGACAUCAGCUACCACACUUACUGCCUAGAUCCCCCACUGCAGACAGUUCCCAAAGGAGGAUGGAAGUGCAAAUGGUGUGUUUGGUGCAGGCACUGCGGAGCAACUUCUCCUGGUCUAAGAUGUGAAUGGCAAAACAAUUACACGCAGUGUGCUCCUUGUGCAAGUUUAUCUAACUGCCCAGUCUGCUUUCGCAAUUAUAAGGAAGAAGAGCUCGUUCUUCAGUGUAGGCAAUGUGAUAGAUGGAUGCAUGCAAUCUGUCAGAAUUUAAACACAGAAGAGGAAGUGGAAAGCAUAGCUGAUAUUGGUUUUGACUGUACCAUGUGUAGGCCAUACAUACCACCAACAAACGUACCUUCCUCAGACUGCUGUGACCCAUCAAUUGCAGCUCAGAUUGUUUCAAAAGUAAAAGAACUAGACCCACCGAAGACAUAUACCCAAGAUGGAGUCUGUUUGACAGAAUUGGGGAUGUCUCAGUUACAGAGCCUCACUGUUACAGUACCAAGAAGAAAACGGACAAAACCAAAACUUAAGUUGAAGAUUAUAAACCAGAACAGUGUAGCUGUGCUACAGACACCACCAGAUAUCCAAUCAGAGCAUUCCAGAGAUGGAGAGAUGGAUGACAGUAGAGAAGGUGAUCUUAUGGACUGUGAUGGAAAAUCAGAUUCCAGCCCAGAACGAGAAACUGUGGAUGAUGAUACUAAGGUGACAGAAGGAGCUGAUGGGGUCAAAAAGAGAAAAAGAAAGCCAUACAGACCUGGUAUUGGAGGAUUUAUGGUACGCCAGAGAAGUCGUACAGGGCAGGGUAAAACUAAGAGAUCUCUCUCCAGGAAAGAUUCUUCCGGUUCUGUUUCUGAGCAGUUGCCUAGCAGAGAAGAUGGUUGGACUGAACAGCUGCCAGAUACACCAGUUGAUGAGUCUACUCCUGUUUCUGAAAAUACUGAGAAAAUAAAAAAGCGUUACAGGAAAAAGAAAAAUAAACUUGAAGAAACCUUCCCUGCAUACUUGCAGGAAGCUUUCUUUGGAAAAGAUCUCCUAGAUACCAGUAGACAAAGUAAGAUGAGCCUAGAAAAUGUAUCUGAAGAAUCACUUCUGAUGUCAUGUAAAACUAAUCAGACCACCAAUUUUCUGGAUCCAUCUUCCGACCCACUGCUUAGUUCAGCCUCUACUCCAGCUCAAGCAAAACUGGGAGCUCAAGGUAGUUCUGAUGACCCUUUGGCUGACCUUUCAGAGGUCUUGAACACAGAUGAUGAUAUUCUGGGAAUACUUUCUGAUGAUUUAGUAAAGUCUGGAGAUCAUUCAGAUAUUGGCCCCAUCUCUGAUGAUCCUUCCUCUCUGCCUCAGCCAAGUGUCAAUCAGAGUUCACGGCCCCUGAGUGAAGAACAAUUAGAUGGAAUUCUCAGUCCAGAACUAGACAAAAUGGUCACAGAUGGUGCAAUUCUUGGUAAACUGUACAAAAUUCCAGAGCUGGGAGGAAAGGAUGUGGAAGACUUGUUCACUGCUGUACUGAGUCCUGCAACCACUCAGCCAACUCCUUUGCCACAGCCUCCACCUCAGUUAAUGCCUUUACACAAUCAGGGGGAAAGUGUGUUUUCAAGAGUACCACUUAUGAAUGGCCUGAUUGGACUUACCCCCCAUCUCCCUCAUACACCUUUGGCUCCUGGAGCUGGACUAGGCACUUUCUCUCCUAUUACACAACCACCGUACAGUGAUACCAGGGAUAAGAACCCAGCAUUUAAUCCAGUGGUAAAUGAUCCUAAUAGUUCAUGGACACCAUCUGCUCCCCCUAUGGAAGGAGAAGGGGAUACAAUGUCCAAUGCUCAAAGAAGCACUCUGAAGUGGGAAAAAGAAGAAGCACUUGGUGAAAUGGCAACAGUAGCACCUGUUCUGUACACAAAUAUCAACUUCCCCAACCUAAAGGAAGAAUUCCCAGACUGGACUACAAGAGUGAAGCAGAUUGCUAAACUGUGGAGAAAAGCAAGCUCACAAGAAAGAGCACCAUAUGUGCAAAAAGCCAGAGAUAAUAGAGCUGCUCUGCGCAUCAAUAAAGUGCAGAUGUCAAAUGACUCCAUGAAAAGGCAGCAGCAACAGGAUAGCAUUGAUCAUAGCUCUCGAAUCGACUCAGACCUCUUUAAAGAUCCUUUAAAGCAGAGGGAAUCGGAACAUGAGCAGGAGUGGAAAUUCAGACAGCAAAUGCGUCAGAAAAGUAAGCAGCAAGCCAAAAUUGAAGCCACACAAAAACUUGAGCAAGUGAAAAAUGAGCAGCAGCAGCAGCAACAACAACAACAGUUUGGUUCACAACAGCUUCUGAACCAGUCUGGCUCAGACACACCUAACAGUGGGAUACAGAGCCCCUUAACGCCUCAGACUGGCAAUGGAAAUAUGUCUCCUGCUCAACAGACAUUCCACAAAGACCUAUUUACAAAACAACAACUACCUGGUACCCCUACUUCAGUAUCCUCAGAUGAUGUGUUUCUCAAACCACAAGCGCCACCUCCACCCCCAACCCCAACUAGAAUGCCAGUACAGGAUCCUCUUGCUCAGUCACAGACGCCUCAGCCUGCGUCACAACAGAUGUUUCCUCCAAGUACUACAAACUCUAGACCGCCCUCUCCAAUGGAUCCUUAUGCUAAAAUGGUGGGAACACCUAGGCCACCACCUGUUAACCAAAACUUUGUCAGAAGAAGUACUAUUACACCAAUGGAUACCUGUCCACCACCAUCAUCUGUAUCCAGGCCCAUUCAAGUGAGUGAACCAGCAGGAAGCAGGCCUUCACCAGUCAGAGAUUCAUGUUCUUCAUCUCCAGUUAGCAAUGACCCCUAUGCAAAACCACCAGAUACACCCAGACCUGUAAUGGCAGCAGAUCAGUUCCCCAAACCUUUGGGGGUACCAAGAUCUCCCAUAAUUAUGGAACAAUCAGGGAAAGUUCCUUUAACAACUGGAAGCAAUGAUGCAUUCACUAAACCAGCUUCUAGAACUGAUAUAUUUCAAAGACAGAGAAUACCUCCUGCUGAUCCAUAUGCACGACCACCACUGACUCCUACUCCCAUUGUUGAUGGCAGCCCUGGACCCUUUAAAACUCCAAUGCGUCCACCACAGUCCCCACAAGAUCCUUAUGGAUCAAUGCCACCAACACCAAGACGCAUUGCUGUUGAUCCAUAUGAAAGGCCUGUUUUGACACCAAGGCCAGUGGAUAGCUUUUCCCACAAUCAGUCUAAUGAUCCAUACAGCCAGCCUCCUCUGACUCCUCACCCUGCAAUAAAGGAGCCUUUUGCCCAUCCGCCCCGGGUAAUGCGACAGCAGAGUGACUCUUUCUCUCAGUCUGGACCCAUUUCAAGGCCAGCCUCUCAGGACCCUUAUUCCCAAUCUCCAGGUACUCCUCGGCCGGCUGCUGACCCUUAUUCCCAACCUCCAGGAACACCUCGACCCACCACUGUUGAUCCAUAUAUGCAGCAACCACCCACACCAAGACCUGCACAGCCAGCAGAUUUAUUUGUUCAGUCUCCAGCAAAUCAGAGACAUUCUGAUCCAUAUGCUCAACCUCCUGGAACGCCAAGGCCAGUUAUUAAUGACCCUUAUUCUCAGCCACCAGCAACUCCAAGGCCAGGGAUUCCAGAGAAUUUUAACAGACCCACGGUAAGACCAGGACUAAUGCCAAAUCGAGAUCCUUUCCUGCAGACAUCCCAAAACAGAGGAACUGCUCUGCAGGGAACUUUUGUAAGACCACCAGAUCCAUGUUCUCAAACUCCAAGACCAGCAGGACCUGCUGUAACAGAAUCAUUUAGCCAUGCUCCAGCAGCCCCAGCACAUGAUCCUUAUGAUCAGCCUCCAAUGACUCCAAGACCUCAGCCAGAAACUUUUGGAACUAGUCAGCAUGCCCACGAAGCUGAUCAGCAAAGGUCUGGAUCUGAGGGCAACUUUAAUGCAUCUGCAAAUUCUCCAAUGAGCUCUCAAGGGCAGCAGUUUUCCACAGUCUCACAAGUUUCUGGCCCAGCACCAACUACAGGAGUAACGGAUACACAGAAUACCAUGAACAUGUCUCAGGCAGACACAGAGAAACUAAGACAGCGCCAGAAGUUGCGUGAAAUUAUUCUGCAGCAGCAGCAGCAGAAAAAGAAUGCUAUCCGUCAGGAAAAAGCACUACAGGAUCCAGCCACGCCUCCCCAUGCAGCUCCGCAUCAACACUGGCAGCAAGAAAAUCUAAAUCAGAUUUUUAACCGACCUCCUCCUCCCUACCCUGGGAAUAUUAGAGCAUCCAUCAUCCCUCCAGGUGGUCCAAGGUUCGCAGUAUUCCCAAAAGAUCAACGUGGACCAUUUCCCUCUGAUGGGCAGUUUAAUAGACCCCAAUUUCCAGGAGAUAUGACAGCCAUGGGAAUGAGGCCUCAUGGUCUUAGAUUUGGGUUUCCAGGAGGUGGACAUGGUCCACCAACAGGUCAAGAACGUUUUCUUGGGCCUCAACAGCAAAUGCAACGCGCUGGAGUUCCACCACAGCUGAGAAGAUCUUUGUCUAUAGAUAUGCCUAGGCCAUUGAACAACACACAUAUGAAUAGUCCAGCUGGACUGUCUCAGCAUUUUCCACCACAGGGUAUUCAGGUUCAGCAACACAAUAUACUGGGUCAAGCAUUCAUUGAGUUACGCCACAGAGCCCCUGAUGGCAGACCAAGACUCCCCUUUAAUCCCUCUGCUGCUAAUGUUAUAGACCCAGCACCCCAGCAUCAGCGGCAUACAGGAUUUAUACCUAGGCAGGACUUUCAGGGUCCAAGACACCUAGAUCCAGUGAGACGUAAUCCUCAAGGUCUAACUAACCAGUUACAGAUGUCUACAAGUUUGGAGCACUUGCCACAAUCUCAGCAAGAUAAUCAUGACCAUCCACCCGUGCUUGUCAUGCGUUCCUUAAGUCAUCCCCCGGUUAAUGAUGCUUUUUCAGGGACUCCUUUGCCUACAUCUGCACCCACUGAGGCACCUGGGAAUCUACAGAUUCCCAACCAGCCAACUGAUGGAUUAGAAGAGAAGCUUGAUCCUGAUGAUCCCUCUGUAAAGGACUUAGAUGUCAAAGACCUGGAUGGGGUUGAAGUCAAGGACUUAGAUGAUGAGGAUCUUGAAAAUUUAAAUCUAGAUCCAGAGGAUGGGAAAGGAGAUGAGUUGGACACUUUAGAUAAUCUAGAAACCAAUGAUCCUCACCUUGAUGACCUCCUGAGAUCAGGGGAAUUUGACAUAAUUGCAUACACAGACCCAGAACUUGAUCUGGAAGAUAAAAAAAGUAUGUUUAAUGAGGAAUUGGAUCUUAGUGUUCCUAUAGAUGACAAAUUAGAUAUCCAGAGCAAGACAGAAGAACCAAAACAGAAAGAACAAAGUGAUAAAACUUCAGUCCCCACUGAUGCACUUUCUCCGCAGAAGAAAUCUGCUAUGGAAAGUGAGAUUAAAACAGAAGUGCUUUCUCCAAACUCAUUAGAUGAAACAAAGUCUGAAAAUGAAAAGAAUGAUGGAAAUGUGGAAUCUUCAGGCCCUCAGGUUGCUGCUGAAACAAAGUUAAAUGAUGGAGAAAAAGCUCCUGUGCAGCCUAAUAAUCCAGAAUUACCUGACAAAACUAUUACUACGAAUCGGGAAACAACUGUGUCUAGUCCAAAUGUUGUUCAGGGCCCUGCUAAACUGCCUGCUCAGGGUGUUAUAAAUUCUUGCAGUAUUUCUGGAUCCACACCAGUCCUUUCAAGUCUGCUGGCCAACGAGAGUUCAGAUAACUCUGACAUAAGGGCAUUAGGCUCUUCACCUCAGUCUUUGCCAGCAACACAAACAAAUCACGUAUCGGGUGUUUCUCAAACACUAAUGACACCUGCUGGACAACUCUUGGAAAACGCUUUAAAUUCUAAUCUGACCGUGGUUCCACGAAUAAACCAUAGCUUCUCUCAAGGGGCAACAGUAAAUCCAGGAUUUAUCCAAGGUCAGUCAACCAAUCACAGCUUUGGGACAGGACAACCUGGUAAUCAAGCCGUGACUUUGGCAAGUCGCCCUGGUCCCAGUGGCAUAUCUGGUCCCCAGCAGAUAAUGCUCCCACAGACUCUAGCCCAGCAGCAAAAUCGGGAGAGACCUCUUUUACUAGAGGAGCAGCCUCUUCUUCUGCAGGAUCUUUUGGAUCAGGAAAGGCAGGAGCAGCAGCAGCAGCGACAGAUGCAAGCCAUGAUUCGUCAGCGUUCAGAGCCAUUUUUCCCCAAUAUUGAUUUUGAUGCAAUCACUGAUCCCAUAAUGAAAGCAAAAAUGGUAGCUCUUAAAGGUAUCAAUAAAGUAAUGGCACAGAGCAAUAUGGGGAUGCCACCAAUGGUUAUGAACAGGUUUCCCUUUAUGGGUCAGCCAAUGUCAGGAACGCAGACUAGUGAAGGCCAGAAUCUUAUGCAGCAACCAAUCACACAGGAUGGAAGUUUGACACCUCAGAUUUCUAGGCCUAAUCCUCCAAAUUUUGGUCCUGGUUUUGUCAAUGAUUCACAAAGAAAGCAAUAUGAAGAAUGGCUUCAAGAAACACAACAACUUCUUCAAAUGCAACAGAAAUACCUUGAAGAGCAAAUUGGAGCACACAGAAAAUCAAAAAAAGCGCUCUCAGCCAAACAGCGCACUGCCAAAAAAGCCGGCCGUGAAUUCCCAGAAGAAGAUGCAGAACAGCUUAAGCAUGUUACUGAGCAGCAGAGUAUGGUCCAAAAACAGCUAGAACAGAUUCGAAAACAGCAAAAGGAACAUGCAGAGCUCAUUGAGGAAUAUCGAAUCAAGCAGCAGCAGCAGUGUGGGAUAACACCACAUUCUAUAAUGCCAGGAGUCCAGUCUCAGCCACCUAUGGUUCCAGGAGGAACACCACCAGCAAUGAAUCAGCAGAACUUCCCCAUGGUAGCACAACAACUCCAGCAUCAGCAGCACACAGUUGUAAUUCCUGGGCAGUCCAACCCAGCCAGAAUGCCAAAUUUACCUGGGUGGCAACCUGCAACUGCUCCUCCAAAUCACCUCCCCCUCAAUGCUCCGAGGAUGCAGCCUCCAAUGACACAGUUGCCAAUGAAUCCUGGCACACCAACUCCAGUGCCAGGUUCCAAUGCGAAUGCACAGUCAGGACCACCACCAAGGGUUGAAUUUGAUGAUAAUAACCCAUUUAGUGAAAGUUUUCAAGAGCGGGAACGAAAGGAGCGUUUACGAGAGCAGCAGGAACGGCAACGAAUACAGCUUAUGCAGGAGGUGGACCGACAGAGGGCUUUGCAGCAGAGGAUGGAAAUGGAACAACAUGGCAUGAUAGGGUCAGAAUUAAAUAACAGAGCUUCCUUGUCUCAGAUACCUUUCUUUAACUCUGACCUACCCUGUGAUUUCAUGCCGCCUCCACGACCCCUUCAGCAAUCUCCACAGCAUCAACAGCAGCAAAUGGGGCAAGUUUUGCAACAAGGCCCUGUGAACUCACCACCUGCAGUAAAUUUUAUGCAAAGCAAUGAGCGAAGACCACUGGGGCCUGCCCCUUUUGGGCCUGAACCACCUUCAAUUCCUGGUGGAUCCCCUAACUUCCAUUCUGUAAAACAAUCCCAUGGGAAUAUCUCUGGGACCAGCUUCACGCAGAACCAAGUAAGGCCUCCAUUUGUGCCUGGUAUACCUGCAGGACCUCCAGCAGCUGGUAGUGGUCCUUCAUGUGGCCAAGACACCAGCACGCCCCAUGCACCAAAUUUCCCUGGGUCAAGUCAGUCUCUCAUUCAGCUGUAUUCUGAUAUAAUUCCAGAAGAGAAAGGAAAAAAGAAAAGGACACGAAAAAAGAAAAAGGAUGAUGAUGCAGAGUCAAUAAAAGCCCCAUCAACUCCACAUUCAGAUAUAACUGCACCCCCAAUUCCAGCUGUUUCAGAUUCUACCUCUACCCCAACAGUCAGCACACCCAGUGAACUUACUCAUCAUCAGGGUGAAUCAGCGGAGCUAACAGGCUCAUCAACAACAAAUGCUGUGGAGAACCCGCCUUCCUUAGAUCUGGAAUGUAAGCAUUCCAAUAGUGGUUUGCUCCAAAAGAAAUUGCCUCAGAAAUCUAGUGUAAAUCCUGAAACUGAAAAGAGCAAGACAGAUAUGCCUGCCAGCAUUCAGGAAAUUAAACUGGAAAAAGCAGAAUCUGAUCAAUGUUUUGGUCAAGCUGAGCCUAAAACAGAGAAUCAAAGUGGUAUUACGAUAGAAGAAGACAAGGCCGCACUGCACCCUGCCUCUUCAGCACAGAGUCCAGCACAAUCAACCAGCACCCCAGCAGCAAAAGGGGAGUCAGGGAAUGAACUGCUGAAACACUUGCUUAAAAAUAAAAAAUCAUCCUCUCUUGUAAAUCAGAAAUCAGAGAACAGCUGCCGAUCAGAAGAAGAAAGUGCUGGGGACAACAAACUAGUGGAGAAACAGAACCCAGCUGAAGGAAUGCCAACUGUGGGGAAUCAAAUGCAAGGUGCCUUUGGAUGUGGUAACAGCCAGCUUCAGAGAACAGAUAUAGGACAUGAAAUAAAGAAACAACGAAAUAAACGAACUCAGAGGACUGGAGAGAAGGCAGCCCCUCGGUCUAAGAAAAGAAAAAAAGAAGAGGAGGAAAAACAGGCUCUUUAUCCUAACACAGAUACAUUUAUCCAACUAAAACAGCAGAAUAAUCUGAGUAAUCCUCCAACACCCCCAGCCUCUCUCCCUCCAACACCACCACCAGUGGCUUGUCAAAAGAUGGUGAAUGGAUUUGCAACUACUGAGGAACUUGCUGGAAAGGCUGGAAUGCUGGGCGGACAUGAUGUUACGAAAGCGCUUGGGCCGAAACAGUUCCAGUUACCUUUCAGACCACAGGAUGAUUUGUUAGCAAGAGCUAUGGCUCAGGGCCCUAAAACUGUGGAUGUUCCUGCUUCACUUCCAACACCACCCCAUAACAAUCAGGAAGAAUUAAGGGUUCAAGAUCACUGUGAUGACCGGGACACUCCUGACAGCUUUGUUCCCUCUUCCUCUCCUGAAAGUGUUGUGGGAAUGGAAGUAAGUAGGUAUCCAGAUUUGUCUCUGGUAAAGGAAGAGAUCCCAGAGCCUGUACCAUCCCCCAUCAUUCCAAUCCUACCCAGCAGUACUGGAAAAGGUUCAGAAGCAAAAAGGAAUUAUGUAAAAUCAGAACAUAGUUCAGGAACUUUACCUGGUUCUGGCUUCUUUGGCUCUCAGCUUGGGCCAUCCCAAAAUGGUCUGAAAUCUGGCCUUAUAUCUGUAGCAAUUACUUUACAUCCCACAGCUGCAGAGAAUAUUAGUAGCGUUGUGGCUGCGUUUUCCAAUCUUCUGCAUGUCAGAAUUCCCAACAGUUAUGAAGUUAGUAAUGCCCCAGAUGUUCCAUCCUCCAUGGGAGUGUUAAACAGUCACAGAAUGAAUCCGGCUAUGGAAUACAGACAGCACUUAUUACUUCAUGGUCCUCAGGCAGGAUCCAUGGGCCCUACCAGACUAAUAGGGUCUUAUGGCCUGAAGCAACCUAAUGUGACAUUUCCUCCAAACAGCAAUGGUCUAGCCGGUUAUAAAGAUCACAAUCAAAAUAUUGCAGAAGGCUCGGCGCUGAGACCUCAGUGGUGUUCUCAUUGUAAAGUGGUCGUUCUUGGUAGUGGAGUGCGGAAAUCGUUCAAAGAUCUGUCUUUCCUUAAACAGGAUUCCCGAGAGAUCUCUGAUAGAGUGGAAAAGGAUGUUGUAUUUUGUAGCAACAACUGCUUUGUUCUUUAUUCAGCAGCUGUGCAAGCAAAAAACUCAGAGAGCAAGGACUCAAUUCCAUCUUUCCCACAGUCACCGAUGAAAGAAAUGCCACCUAAAGCAUUCCAUCAGUACAGCAACAACAUCUCCACUUUAGAUGUACAUUGUCUCCCUCAGCUGCAGGAAAAAGUUUCUCCACCUUCAUCACCCCCUAUCACGUUCCCUCCUGCAUUUGAAGCAGCCAAGGUAGAGGCAAAGCCAGAUGAGCUUAAAGUAACAGUGAAGCUAAAACCUAGGUUAAAAACAAUACACAGUAGCCUUGAUGAUUGUCGACCUCUAAGUAAGAAAUGGAGAGGAAUGAAAUGGAAAAAAUGGAACAUUCAGGUUGUGAUUCCUAAAGGAUCAUUCAAACCCCCUGGUGAAGAGGAGAUAGAUGAGUUUCUCAAGAAACUGGGCACAACCCUUAAACCUGACCCUGUGCCUAAAGACUACAGAAAAUGUUGCUUCUGUCAUGAAGAGGGUGAUGGACUAACAGAUGGACCAGCAAGACUUCUUAACCUUGACUUAGACCUUUGGGUCCAUUUGAACUGUGCACUUUGGUCUACAGAGGUUUAUGAGACACAGGCUGGUGCCUUAAUUAACGUGGAACUAGCACUGCGAAGAGGCUUGCAAAUGAAAUGCAUGUUCUGUCACAAAAUGGGCGCCACCAGCAGUUGUCACAGGUUAAGAUGCACCAAUAUUUAUCACUUUACCUGUGCCAUUAAAGCACAAUGCAUGUUUUUUAAAGACAAAACCAUGCUUUGCCCCAUGCACAAACCAAAGGGAGCUCAUGAGCAAGAACUUAAUUACUUUGCAGUUUUCAGGAGGGUCUACGUUCAGCGUGAUGAGGUGCGGCAAAUUGCUAGUAUAGUACAGCGGGGAGAACGUGAGCACACUUUCCGUGUAGGAAGCCUGAUCUUCCACACUAUUGGUCAGCUGCUGCCGCAACAGAUGCAGGCAUUCCACUCUUUGAAAGCUCUCUUCCCUGUUGGAUACGAGGCCAGCCGGUUGUAUUGGAGCAUGCGAUAUGCAAACAGGCGCUGUCGCUAUCUGUGUUCCAUUGAGGAGAAGGAUGGCUUUCCAGUGUUCGUGAUCAGGAUUGUUGAGCAAGGUCAUGAUGAUCUGGUUCUUACUGAUUCCACACCAAAAGGUGUGUGGGAUAAAAUCUUGGAGCCUGUUGCUUCUGUUAGAAAAGAAUCUGGAAUGCUACAGCUCUUUCCUGGAUAUUUGAAGGGUGAAGACCUCUUUGGUUUGACAGUCUCUGCAGUGGCAAGAAUUGCUGAAUCACUUCCUGGGGUUGAGGCUUGUGAGAACUACACUUUCCGAUAUGGCCGAAACCCUUUAAUGGAACUUCCUCUUGCCAUCAAUCCCACGGGCUGUGCCCGUGCUGAGCCUAAAAUGAGUACCCAUGUCAAGAGGUUUGUGUUAAGGCCUCACACCUUGAAUAGCACCAGCACCUCGAAGUCAUUUCAGAGCACAGUGACAGGAGAGCUAAAUGCGCCUUACAGUAAACAGUUUGUCCAUUCCAAGUCCUCCCAGUACCGUAAAAUGAAGACUGAAUGGAAAUCCAAUGUGUAUCUGGCUCGCUCUCGGAUUCAGGGCCUGGGCUUAUAUGCUGCUAGAGACAUUGAAAAGCACACCAUGAUCAUUGAAUAUAUUGGAACUAUCAUCCGUAAUGAGGUAGCAAACAGGAAAGAGAAACUUUAUGAAUCUCAGAAUCGUGGAGUGUACAUGUUCCGCAUUGACAAUGAUCAUGUCAUUGAUGCUACAUUGACAGGAGGUCCUGCAAGGUAUAUUAACCAUUCAUGUGCACCGAACUGCGUGGCUGAGGUGGUGACUUUUGAGAGAGGACACAAGAUUAUCAUCAGCUCCAACAGAAGAAUCCAGAAGGGGGAGGAGCUUUGCUAUGACUAUAAGUUUGAUUUUGAAGAUGACCAGCACAAGAUCCCAUGUCACUGUGGAGCUGUAAACUGCCGAAAAUGGAUGAACUAGAAUGCAUUCCUUGCUGUCUUUGAGGGUUGCUUGUCCCUAAGAUGAAGUGACUUAUAUUUUGAUUUUGUCGACAGAAAAUUCUUACCUUCCUGGGGGGAAUAAAAUCACUUCUGGGAGUUUCAGUUUCUAUUCAAGUGUAAAACAAGCACCAGAAGCAAGUCAGCAAAAUCUGAAGCUGUCUAACUUCCCAGAUGCCUGGAGGUUAAACUGAAUUACAGAAUGGUCCAGCACUUUUGUUUUUUGAGCUCACUACGGAGAAACUGUUUAAUUUGGGCAAAGAACCGAUGGCUGACCUGCUGGAGGGCAGGUGGGCAUAUAUGAAUGUAAGACUGAAAUCACCAGCGAAAGGGACAAGUCCAAAGUGCUGGCCACAGCCUUAUUUGAUAAAGGGGCAGGCCCUCUAAUUAAAGAAAAUUUUUAAAUAAAAGUAGACACCACUGAACAAGGAAUGUACUGAAAUGACUUCCUUAGGGAUAGAGCUAA
Messenger RNA from Emys orbicularis (European pond turtle), 15129 nucleotides. It is a transcript of the gene KMT2C, whose product is annotated as lysine methyltransferase 2C. Gene Ontology annotation, molecular function: histone binding; histone H3K4 methyltransferase activity; transcription coactivator activity. The record is from RefSeq and is a predicted model, not a curated record. Bases 103 to 14646 code for a protein of 4847 amino acids. Gene Ontology annotation, biological process: positive regulation of transcription by RNA polymerase II. The transcript is spliced from 58 exons. Gene Ontology annotation, cellular component: MLL3/4 complex; nucleus. Lineage: Eukaryota; Metazoa; Chordata; Testudines; Emydidae.